AGCUUGAACUCGGCCACAAAGGAGGACCAGGUCGGAAAUGGGAAGACGAGGCGCUCUGACAUGCGUUCUGACCAGGAGGCCGCCGAGUCCUUGGACAUGUAGGAGAGGGCGAAACGUACCACCCGCUCUUCUGAUACUACCCCGUUCACAUGGAAGGCCUCAGGGAGGAGGCGCCAGUAUUGCUUGACGGAAUGGAGAAACGUCUUGCCCUGGGUGCGGUCCCCGUCAAACGCGAAUGGGGGGUUGGGGCGGAUGAGGGGCCUCGUGUUGGCCUGUUGGCCAAUAGAUACACCUGGACCCACUGCCGGAGACGGAGCAGGGGCAGGGGCAGGGGCAGGCUGUUGCUGUGUAAUUAUGAGAUUAUGGAGGAGGCCUUCCAUCUGUUGCAUGGCUUCCUCUAGAUUCGCAAGCCUUUGUUGGGGGUGGGAGGGGUCGUCCUCUUCUUCCAUUUGGGACAUGACGAUCGUAGAGGGGGAGGAGGGGACAAGUUGGAAGUGAGGAGCGGAUGACGCUGUCGGUGGUCUUCACAAGCUUGUCCAGUUAUCCCUAGAAACUCGGUUUCUGCUGUAAGGGCAACCUCGAGGCCCAAUCUCAGAGUCCUGACAAGGGAGAGUCCAA
Mycena citricolor is the source of this 618-nucleotide messenger RNA. The record is from the annotation of a GenBank genome assembly. Lineage: Eukaryota; Fungi; Basidiomycota; Agaricomycetes; Agaricales; Mycenaceae.